UUACGGUAGUGGAGCGGUCUACUGUAGCUGUUUCAUGUAAAUUACGGUAAAUGUGUGGGUUUUCUGUCGGAUUCUCUGAUGUGUUUGCUAAACCAAAGCAAAGCGAUGUAAAUAUAUGAGCCACAAGCCUUUCACUUACAGACCGAACACCAAGGAGAUACAGAGAAGGCAUUGGGAUAGCUUGCUGUAAGCCUGGUCUCUGGAGUGCUGGUCAGCAGCGACAUACAUGGCUACCAAACCUCACCCCCCCUUGAUGAAGAAGCACAGCCAGACGGACCUGGUCAGCCGCCUGAAAACCCGCAAAAUCCUGGGAGUAGGAGGAGAAGACGAUGAUGGAGAAGUACACAGGUCUAAGAUCAGUCAAGUCCUGGGAAAUGAAAUAAAAUUUGCAGUUCGUGAACCUUUGGGUCUCAGGGUUUGGCUGCUUGUUUCAGCAGUAUUGUUCACAGCUGUGGCUUUAAUGGCUCUCACAUUCCCCAACCAGCUGUAUGAUGCGGUGUUUGACGAGGAGCUGUCUGGCACAAAGAUUUCAAUUAGACUGUACGGAGGUGCACUUCUCAGUAUCUCACUAAUCAUGUGGAAUGGGCUGUACACAGCCGAGAAGGCGAUUAUUCAGUGGACGCUGUUGACAGAGGCCUGCUAUUUCGGGGUGCAGUUUUUAGUGACAGCCAUCACUCUGGUGGAGAAUGGGUCGGUGUCUAACGGCGCGAUCCUCCUCCUCCUCAGUCGAGUUCUCUCCAUUGUCAUCAGCCUUGCUUACUACCACCACCUGGGGCGCCGGGCCAAGAAGAUCUGAGAGGACCUUCGGGGGCGGGUGGAGGGAGGGCCUCACCCCCUUCUUGCGAGGGGUCCUGGUGCAGCACACAACCCUCACAUCCCCAGCCCCACGAUCUAAAUACAGCCCCCCAUCGGGACCUGGGAAGGCCAGCUUCUACCAACGAUCUCCAGAGGAGGGCUACUACCUGCCUAUAUAGUUGGUGUAAAUUAAGCCAUUGGACCCAGACUGGGCAGAGACCAGUUCCUCUCUCUGCCACAAAGCUAUGGUAUAGUUAAAUGAUAAAGAGCAAACUAUUGCAGUUUCCUGCAAUGUGUAGAGCACUAAUUUAUAGCGUGUUGCUUUAGCAGUUACUGCAGAGUAGGUGUGGGGUCCUAGGAAAUUAGACAAGUCCUGUGGCUCAGUUUACACCUGGUGUAGAAGUACAUUGUGGGACCAGGAUAAAAUAAUUGUUCUUAAAUAUGCUGGCAUAGUAAUUUUAAAUCAUUCAGUAUUGAUUGUGUACUUUAUGCAGUGUAGGUUGGCAUUUAUUGUACACAGUUUCUGAGAACAUCACUUUCUGUUUCUCACUAGACAAAGUGUGAUUGAAGGAAUUCUGCUUUUUUUGCUGAUGUUGUAUUUUUCACUUCUGUAUAUUAAAAUGACAUGCUUAUCCUGUCUUAUUUAUUUAGUGAAAACUGGAACAGCUACUCUGGUAUAGCAUCCCAAUUCUGGAGUUUCAAAGAACAUACAGAGGCUGUUCCACUGUAAACGUGUUCAAAACAAUUUACAAUAGGAAAGAUCCAGGGCAAAUGUAUAAAACUAGGUUCCGAAUUGUUCAAAGAGUACUCAUCAUAAAUACAGCUAUGGAAAUACAGAAAGUCUUGGAUUGUAAUUGGUUCUGAACUGCUCUAAAAAUGUAGUGUACAAUCUGUUUAAUUUACUGCAGUGACCCCAUUGAAUUGACAGUAGGCUGUUUGGGGAGUGUCUAAAUUGUGAAAACUGACGGCUGUGUAACAUUAACAUUUACAUAUUUAGAGUGUCUUUAACCUUGGAUAAUAUCAGCUCUGAUUCUUCCCGAUUCUGGACAUUAACAGUUUUGCCUGUGGAGGGGUCUGUUAUUCAAAGAAUUUAUUUCUCUGUAUACAAUUUGAAAGGAGUGACAGCUUUAAAAAUCUUUGGCGGCUAUAAACCGUGAGUGAACACAGAAGUGUGUUUGAAAUAGCUGUUUAUGUGCUGUAUCUACUUCUAUUUACUUUAAAUGGAAUUUAAGUCUGAACCAGAAAACGGGGAAAAAUGGCCAAUUUAGUCUGGGGGGUUUUGGCAAAAAGGAAGACAAUGACAAACUUUCUAUUGUGAGGAUGGCUGAAUGACAUGCAGUGGAGGGUAAUAUAAACUGGUAAAGCUGUUUUCACAAAAAUAAAGCAAUUAAAAAAACUGCUAAAUGCUAAUCACGAAUCACUACUUUUAAAGUACAGACCCAUAAUGUGCAUGCUUCAGAUAACCACAGAGGUCUGCCUACAAUUUUAAGUUUGGUGUGUUACAACAUCGUGUUAUGUGCUUAACCAUAACAUAACUUAUCUAUCACUGUACAGCAUAUAAACUUAUUGCAUAGCAGAUGGCUGGUGCAUUUCAUUAAAAUAUCUUCAUUUGCUUCACUUGAUUUUUACAAGAUACAUGUAGCAGAAUUUAAAAACAAAACAUAUCCUCAGACUUGCCUUAAAUCUGAAAAAGAGAACAGCACAAAGCUCAGUUCGACAGUUCUUCAUUAGAAUGUACAUAAGGUUUUCUUUGCCACGGUGGUACUUUUAUUUGUAUAGACCAGACUUCAAAUUGUUUUGUUGUGCUUCGACUUUAUGAGCUGAAAACGAGCACGUUUAUGGGUGGCCAAAGCAAAAAAAUGAGUCUUUCCAGUUGUUACCCUAGUGUAGUCACGUGAUUGAACGGACUUUUUGCUUGGCAGCAAUGUCUUGUUUUUGCAUUUAAGCUUUUUGAGAUUCUGUAAUAGCUUCGUUUAUUUCACCAACCAUUUUCUUUUCUUGAUUAUAGUAUUUUGUAGCAAAAGUUUGUUCCUGCUGUUUUUUUACUGAGCAUUUCAUCCUCCUAAUCCCAUGGCAUCCACACUGUAAUAUUCACAAUUGUAUUGCCUGUCUCCUGCAAAUUAACCCAGUUUAUAUAAAAUACACCUGGGGCUACAAGGACAGAUCUGUCUGUUAAAGACACACUUUUUCAGGUAUGUAAUGAAUGGUUAGUAACUAAAAGAAGUUGUGCAAAAGAUUAUUGAUUUUUAGAAACAGUUUGUUGGAAAACUAAUUUUAUUUCUUAGUGUGUGUGUGUGGUGUAGACUUAUUAUACAUAUGUGGGUGUUUAUAUUUGAAAUGCUGAUAGUAUUGCCAUGUUUUGUUUUUUAGCUACCGCUGUUCUGAAAUGCUGCAAUCUUCCCCGGGCUGGUUUGUAUCAACAGUCUUCCCAAACAGUUUUAGUUCCCUAAACCUAAGUUGAAGAGCCAAACUAUGUUAUCCAGACUUUAAGCUUUUACCCCAUUUUACAUGGUGUGGUUUCAUACUGAAAAGACAGAGGUCUCAUCAAAAACGAGAACUGCAGGUUUUGUUCAGUUAUAUCCUGGAUGUUGGUAGAAUCAACAGACUAGUUUUUGUAAAUUACGGGUAGAGAAGUGUCCUUAUCUUUUGUUUUUGUUUUUUAAAAGUGAUCUACAAUACGUAUCCAGGCAGGAAAAGAGCAUUCUUGUGGCAUUAGUUGGUUUCAUGUGCUUUCUGCUUCUAGAGCUUUUAUCUUUCUUAUUAAACUAGUGCAUUUUGAUUUUCAUGUGGGUAGGACUGCAAAUGUGACAAAAUGGUUAACAGUUUAGAAGGAAGAAGAGGGUUUUUUUUCCUGGAAAUGCUGUGUCAAAUGCACUCUCCUCUGUAGCAUGUUCCUUCCAGUUUUAAAACAUAAUGCCAGUAAAGGCUUUGUAUUUAUUUUUUAGUGUGCAGAACUAUGGUUGGUGUAGUGUACUGGUAGACACCUGUACUCUAACCACAUAGACAUAAUGAAAUAGCUUAAGCAUCCGGAGUUAAGCCUAUUUGUUCCUUAUUAAAAUUGCACAUUUUUAUUACUGGUCCUUAUUCAUUUGUUUCAAAAGUUCUAAUUUUUUCUACAAUUUUUUGUUAUAUUCUGAUGGUAAAUUGCAACUAUAUUAUACAGUAGUAGAAAAAAAUAAAGCCAUCUCAGUGAAGCAAUCUCAUGCUGGGUUAGUAAUCUGUUUGUGUUAUGGGCUGUUUCAUUUAACGUAGCAGAAGCUAUGUUAAUUGAAGAGGAGCUUUGCGUGACUAGCUGUUUGACGGGGUUGACGGAGAAUAUUGAACAGUUAUGAUGAGUGUCUAGAUCUGUAAGAAUUAGGAAACUGUCUGUGCUUGCUGAGUUGUGCAGUUAUUCUCAUUUGUAAGAAAAGACAUACUGCUUCUUAACCGUUGUUUCCCAGCAGUGUUCAAAUUGCUGUCAUUAUCAUCUUUGCAGUGUUAAUUUAAAGAAAUGCAUGAUUCAGUAUGUCUGACAUACUGUUGUAUAUUGUGCUGCUGUAUUAGAACUGUCAUUUUGUACCUUAGCAUUAUAAUUGCAGUGUAUUCUGAAUUUUCUGGAAAAAUUACCCCAUUUUAUAAAAUAAUUUUAGUGCAGAGGUCAAUUCCUUUCAUGGGUAUACUUGGGUAUAUUUCAUGGGGUUGGGUUAGAAUUUUUUUUUGUGUCUUAAACAUUCGUGAAGAAA
Molecule: messenger RNA, 4517 nt
Organism: Lepisosteus oculatus (spotted gar)
Lineage: Eukaryota; Metazoa; Chordata; Actinopteri; Semionotiformes; Lepisosteidae
Product: tumor protein p53-inducible protein 11
Source: RefSeq, a predicted model, not a curated record